UAAUUGUCCAUCGCAAUACCAGAUCUCCUCUCAGUACCAGAUCGCCAGACGAAGAGCAACCUGCGCACUGAACCCUUUUUUUUUAUCUGGGUUUGUUGAUUGGUUUUAAUUUCUGAGAAAAUUUGUUGAAGAUGUACGCUGCUUUCUGUACAUUCUUUUUUGGUCAUUAAUUGGGUAUGAAUGCUGCAGGGUGAAUAUUGAUUCAGAGAAGAUUUGUUGAGGUUUCUUUCAGAUCUGAGAACACCUCUCAGAAACUGAGGUUUGAUAACUCAAAAACCCUAACCGCAGAAUUUUUGGUUGCUGGUAUUGUUUUCUUCAAUAUUUGAGAUGGAGAAGUUGAUUUAUAUUCACGUUUUGAGGUUGGGAGAAUCUUUGUAUGAAUCAGAUGAUGUAGAUAGUGGCUAUAGGGACGCAAUAAACGAUUGGUAUUUGUUGAAACAAACCGAUGGUAAUAAUGGUGUUGAGAUUCAAUUCUCGAGAGUUUUCGAGGAUAUAAAUCAAGUUAACCACCCAGGUCCUGCACUUGUGGACGCCGAUUGUGCAGUUAUUGGUUCUUCUAUUUACGUCAUCGGUGGCCGCAGUAACCUGACUGACAUAUUUUUGGUGCGCUGUGGCGGUGAUGGCUGCAAGUAGAUACGGUGUCUAGACACGAGAAAUGCUAGAGAUGGUUGGAAGACUUGUUUUGCUUUGCCAUUCGCUUUCAGUGGAGGUAGAUCUACUGUUGUUGACGGUCGUUGGUUGUAUCUGUUUGCUGGUAAUCGCCAUGAUGGUCUUCGCAACCCGGACGCUUGGGGUUUUGCUUUGAAUGUUGUUGACAGCAACGAAGGUGAAGUCGAGGUAAGAAAGAUAAUCAAACCGCAUUUAUCUCGUUUUUAUCCAAUUGCUUCAGCAUCUUUGUCCCCAGGUACACUCAUUGCCUAUAUGGGGGAUGAACGCAAUUUGUAUCAAUUAGAUUGCUCAAAUGGCUCUUGGAGUGUCUACCAGAAGGACUUACCUUAUGGUUCUUAUCCGUUUCUCGGUUGCAUCACACUUUCAGAUGAUGGAAUUCUUUAUACGUACGAUACUAUACACAUGCGCUUGGAUUCCUAUGAUGUUGCAAACAGAAAAGAACUUUGUUCGGUUGAUCUUCCCCGAUCCUUUUGGUUUGGUCAUGAGGAAGAUGUCGAGCUCAUUGUCCUUGCUAAGGACAGGUUCUGCGUUAUAUGGCAUGAUAAUGGUUAUGAUGUCAAUGAAAUAUGCAUUUAUUAUACUAGAUUCUCAGUUUCUUAUGAUCUACCUAAGCCCACUGCCACUCUUGAGGAUAACAGGGCUUUUCCAAUCAGAGGCGUCGAAAUACUCAAUAUUGUAACUCUGUGUUUUUAUGUGGUUCUAGAAUCAAAUAUGAGUUUGAAAGAGAUUUAGAGGUCAAAAAGUGAAGAAUACAGGGCCAGAAGCAGUACACGGGCCAUGUAACCUACCCCAUGUAACUUCUUGGACCUCGUGCAACUCUCUGGACUGAAGAAAACUUGAAAAACAAAGUGGCAGAGAGUUACAUGGGGCGUGUAUCACUACACGGCCCGUGUAAAGUCCCCUGACAGCAAUUCUGAUGCGACUUUUCUUGCUUCCAACACGACCCGGAUGGACUCCUAAUGCUUGUAGGACUCUGAAAUUAG
Molecule: messenger RNA, 1652 nt
Organism: Hevea brasiliensis (rubber tree)
Lineage: Eukaryota; Viridiplantae; Streptophyta; Magnoliopsida; Malpighiales; Euphorbiaceae
Exons: 2
Coding region: 922-1401 (159 amino acids)
Source: RefSeq, a predicted model, not a curated record